Molecule: messenger RNA, 454 nt
Organism: Cylicocyclus nassatus
Lineage: Eukaryota; Metazoa; Nematoda; Chromadorea; Rhabditida; Strongylidae
Source: the annotation of a GenBank genome assembly
AUGUGUCUUUGCUCUGUUCUUGUAAGCAGUGCCCACCCAUUCGCCGAAAUCAUUCCAACAGCACGCCCGAUCUUAGAAUUAGCACCUAUUUUCAUUUCCUUUCUCGUCAUCUCUCACCAAAUGUCUGUGACAAGCGAUACCACCCGUCCUCCACUGGUUACUCAGAAGAGCGAUGCCGAAAAAAGGAAAAACUCAAUUAAGCGAAAGAUUGUCGUCGGUCCUGCGAUUACCCCACGUUACGAAUACACUAUGAACAAGCAGCGAUCAAAAUCGAUUACGCACUCCGAUUCAAAAGAUAAACACUCAACAGCAUCAGCAACACCUACUACUUCAACCCAUGAAAUAAAGCCAAAAGGAUUUCUUUCGUCAUUCUAAGGAACUUGCCUGCUUUACGACUUUUGGUUUAUAAUAUCAUGCAUAUUCUCUCGUAAUUUCACCUGUUUCACCUGAUCUC